This is a messenger RNA of Dothidotthia symphoricarpi CBS 119687, 1389 nucleotides long. Its product is annotated as glycoside hydrolase family 16 protein. Gene Ontology annotation, biological process: glucan catabolic process. The record is from RefSeq and is a predicted model, not a curated record. NCBI's taxonomy places the organism in Eukaryota, Fungi, Ascomycota, Dothideomycetes, Pleosporales, Dothidotthiaceae. Gene Ontology annotation, molecular function: hydrolase activity, hydrolyzing O-glycosyl compounds. Bases 1 to 1389 code for a protein of 462 amino acids. The transcript has 6 exons.
AUGCGCUCACCAACAUCCCUUACUACAAUGCUAUCCAUCCUCCCCGUACUCGCUUUCUCACACCCAACCACCCUCUACAAGCUCACCGACGAUCUCUCAUAUACUUCCUUUUUUUCCUCCUUCAGCUUCUACUCCGACGCAGACCCCACAAAUGGCUUCGUCCGAUACCUUUCUCUCCCCUCUGCCAUAUCCCAAAAACUCAUCGGCUACCUUCCCGACACGCAAUCUGUCUUCCUCGGCGUGGACUACACCACAAAAGACCCUUUGGGCCGUGCAAGUGUGCGUCUCGAGAGCAAGGCGCACUGGAACCAGGGACUUCUGGUCGCGGAUAUCAUUCACAUGCCGUCUAGCGAAUGUGGCGUCUGGCCAGCGUAUUGGCUUCUCGGGACUGAUGGGAAGGGUGGGUAUGAGUGGCCACUGCAUGGGGAGAUUGACUUGUUGGAGGGGGUCAACGAUCAAGUGGGGAACGCGAUUACGUUGCAUACGAAAACGGGGUGUAUGGUGGAUAAUGGAACGCAGAUGGCUGGGAAUUCCGACGUCGUGGAUGGCUCAUUCUCGGGGUUUCUGACGACAGAUGAUUGUGAUGUCGCGGCGGCUGGACAGGAGAAGAAUGUUGGGUGCUCGAUCAAAGCGCCAGAGACAACGGAUGACGUACAGAAGAGCAACACCGAUGUAGGGAGCAAUCUGCUGCCAUCGUACGGUACGCAGUUCAACAAAGCGGGCGGUGGUGUCUACGCUAUGGAGUGGACCGAAUCCUCUAUCAGUGUCUGGUUCUUCCCGCGCGACAGCACGGCUUUCAAUACGCACUUCGGCAACGAAACCUCCUCUGACGAUACGCUCGAUCCAUCGACGUUCGGAACUCCACUCGCGCACUUCGCUGGCAAUGGUUGCGAUUUCACUGAGCGUUUCAAGAAUAUGCGCAUUAUUUUCGAUACCACGUUCUGUGGCGAAUGGGCGGGUAAGGACUGGGAGAAGAGCUGUGCUGCGAAGACGGGCGUAAAGACGUGUGAGGAGUACGUAAGAGAGAACCCGGAGGUGUACAAAGAGGCGUAUUGGGAGAUCAAGGGGUUGAAGUGGUAUCAGAAGGAGAAGGAAGCGAAGCGUGAUGCAAAGGUGUCGUUUGUUAAGACAAAAGGCCGCUGGUAUGAUGAUAUGGGUUGCAAAAAGAAGCCGGUAAUAAGAGUUUAUCGACACUUUGUCAUACACUUUCUCCUUUGGUCGUGUCGCUCAGUACGUAGUGAAGGAAAUCUUAUCAACGCUGGGGUCGAGGUCCUUGCGUGCUCCAACCGAUUGUGGGAGCGGCUUGUAGCAUUCACUAAGUGUAAAACUUUAUUAUUAAAUAAUAUAUUUCUUAACUAUUACAGCCUAAAUACUCUACUAGGUAGUUAA